UUUCCACUUGCUUUAAUGCGGACCAGUUUUACAGGCAAAGACAGAGGACAGCCAUUUGCCAGCGCAAGACCCCAAAGGGCCAAGAUGGCGGCGCCCAUCACAGACGCCGGGGAGUUUGAAAGCUGGCUAAAUGAUCGGCUGGACUCGUUGGAAGUGGACCGUGAAGUGUACGGGGCGUACAUUUUAGGGGUCCUACAGGAAGAGGAGUGCGAUGAGGAGAAGGAAGACGCCCUUCGAGGGAUUUUAUCCGCAUUUCUGGACGAAGACAGAGUGGAGGAGGUUUGCAAACAGAUCAUCGAACAAUGGACGGACUUCUGCAGCCGAUUGGCAGCAAAAAGAGACGCUGAAGAUGCUGAGGUCCAGGCCAUCGCCAGCAUGAUAGAAAAACAAGCUCAGAUCGUGGUGAAACAGAAGGAGGUGUCUGAAGAGUCGAAGAAGAGGAAAGAAGCCCUGCUUGCUCAAUAUGCUAAUGUUACGGACGAAGAGGAUGAAGCUGAAGAAGAGGAGCUAACAAGUGGAAACACCCUAGCAGGAAAUGAUAAAUCCCUGUUUAAGAACACCAACGUGGAGGAGGUGUUGCAUAGACAAAAGCAGAAGAGAGACCAGGCUCGCGAAGAUGCUCAGAAGAAGAAAGAAAUGGACAAAAUGCAGCGGGAGAAGGACAAACUAGCGAAACAAGACAGAAAAGAGAGGGAGAAGAAGCGUACACAGAAAGGUGAACGCAAAAGAUAAAACCAACGGGAAAGGACAUUUUCUAUAUGAAAGGUUUUUGUAAAAAGAAAAAAAAAAAACAAAGAUUGCUUCUCUGAUGACGCUUCAUUGUCACUUUCAGUUAGUGAACCUGACAGGUGUAAAGAGUUAAGUGCUGGUUGUUGUGCACAUACAAAAUCCAUUUUUUAAAUAUUGGAUAUUGAUUUAAGCCAGUACCGAGGGAAGUUGUUUAGGAAUAAAACUGCAAAUCUUUAAAUGAUUGGAAUAAUCUUGUAAUUGAUCAGAUUAAUUACUAUGCAUUCUGAAGUCUCUGCUGAGAUGUUUUAAAUGAAAGUAAAUGAUCAUAUCAAACUUUAUUCUUUUGACUUUAAAAAUUCUGUUUUACUUCUACAGAGAAGAGUGCUAGGCAACUGAUACCUCAAGUAUUUCAUGUAUCAUGAUCUGAGUGUUUGCAGUGAGGUUGAUAAUACUUAAUCAAAUAAACCUUUUCAGUUA
Betta splendens (Siamese fighting fish) is the source of this 1206-nucleotide messenger RNA. RefSeq names its product coiled-coil domain containing 43 (gene ccdc43). The record is from RefSeq and is a predicted model, not a curated record. Lineage: Eukaryota; Metazoa; Chordata; Actinopteri; Anabantiformes; Osphronemidae. Bases 16 to 732 code for a protein of 238 amino acids. The transcript is spliced from 6 exons.